GGAGAGGUCAAAGGAAGGACACAAGCGCCGGCGAAACACAAGCAGCAGAUGUGCACGUGACCGACAUGGACACGUCGCCGUUACAGAGUUUGUGCUCUGCCACCGACUCUACACCGCUGCCCAUUGCCCGCUCCGUUGUGCUGGCAGGCUAGCCGACUGCAAGACAAUCUGCGCGAGCAGGAGCGCCAACAUGUCCUCCACGGAUCGCCCAGGCUCACCCACUCUCCUUGAGAAACUCGAUGACAUCGUCCCGGCACCACUCGCUCAAUUCGACGCGUUCCCGAAACUGCCAUCUACCUACAAGGCACGCUCGGAAUCCCGCGGGUUCCUCACUGUCUUUGUUGGUCUCCUAGCACUUCUACUCGUCUUGAAUGACAUCGGUGAAUAUAUAUGGGGCUGGCCGGAUUACGAAUUCAGUGUGGACAAGGAAGCGGGAAAUAACAUGAACAUCAAUGUGGAUAUGGUGGUCAAUAUGCCUUGUCGCUUUCUCAGUGUGGACCUCCGGGACGCUGUCGGUGAUCGACUCUACCUGAGCAGUCGCUUUCGUCGAGACGGGACGAAAUUCGACAUCGGUCAGGCGACUUCGCUGAAUGAACACGCCGCCAUGCUUUCGGCUCAGCAAGCAGUUGCGCAGUCUCGGAAGUCCCGCGGAUUGUUCUCGACAUUAUUCCGAAAGAGCAACAACCAGUAUCGUCCAACGUACAACUAUCAGAAAGACGGCAGUGCAUGCAGGAUUUAUGGAACAAUCACUGCUAAGAAAGUGACCGCAAACCUACACGUCACAACCAUCGGACACGGCUAUGCAACCAGGGAACAUGUUGACCACAAUCUUAUGAAUCUGUCCCAUGUCAUCACCGAGUUCUCCUUUGGACCCUAUUUCCCAGAGAUCACGCAACCUCUCGAUAAUUCCUUCGAAGUGGCCUACGAUCCAUUCAUGGCGUAUCAGUAUUACCUCCAUGUUGUACCGACGACGUACAUUGCGGCGCGAUCAGCACCUCUGUAUACUCAUCAGUACAGCGUUACCCACUACACUCGCAAGUUGGACAGUCACCAUGGUACUCCGGGUAUCUUCUUCAAAUUUGACUUGGAACCCCUUGCCCUUACCAUACACCAACGCACAACCACGCUUAUCCAGCUCUUGAUUAGGUGUGUCGGCGUUAUCGGUGGCAUCUUUGUUUGCAUGGGAUAUGCUGUGCGCAUUACCGAUCGCGCAGUCGAGGCCGUCUCAGGCGUCGACAAGUCACAAGGGAUUGUCGCCGCAGAGGCAAGCGGGGUCGGCGUCGGCAUACGCAAACGUCUUGGCAGCGCCGACCUCCGGCUGCGUGGCAACCGACAGAGCUGGGCCGACGGCGGCGGAAGUGCAUACUCGAGUUACGCUGGGACGCCGGUCUCGGGCGCUUUCCCUAGCCCUCAAUUCGCAGGAUAUCCAUCGUCGCCGUACGCCGCAAGCAUUACGAGCCCCCUGCCGAGUGCCCCGCCUAUCGACCGCAGAUCGUCUUCCGGCCUGGGCUUUGGACUGAACUCACCGUCUUUCGGGCCUGCCCCAAUGACUGCUCCGCCUCAAGGUCGACGCUCUCCGCAUCCGCCAUCAUUCCCGACGGCGGCGACUGUUGGGUCGCCAUACGGUGGGACCCUGUCGGUGCCGCCCACACCUGGCACCGCGCAAAGCGGGUUCUACUCACACUUCCCGCCGACACCGAACCCUGUGAGCGCGGGCUUCCCCCGCUCGCCCAUACCAGGGAGCACGUUCGCCACACAGCAAGCGCCGACGUCGCCGAGGCCAAGUGGGCUCCGCCACCAGAGUAGUGAUGAUAGGCGAAGGAUGACUGAGGGGUCGCUUAGUGUCUUUUCCGUGUCUAGUGGAGAGGGAUGUGAUGGGACAUUGGUCGCUCGUACUGUGUGCGGGACUGCUAUCUGUGCUGUGUGUAUGUUAUCGCUUGGAUCGCUUUCAUAUUCAUCCGCGAGCAUAUGUACAUCAGCUGAAGCUCUUAGAGCUGGUAGCGGACUUGAGGCUUUGAGGGGACCAUGGCAGGCAUGUGGGUAA
Messenger RNA from Fomitopsis serialis, 2044 nucleotides. RefSeq names its product endoplasmic reticulum vesicle transporter-domain-containing protein. The transcript is spliced from 6 exons. Bases 191 to 2044 code for a protein of 617 amino acids. Gene Ontology annotation, cellular component: Golgi membrane; COPII-coated ER to Golgi transport vesicle; endoplasmic reticulum. Lineage: Eukaryota; Fungi; Basidiomycota; Agaricomycetes; Polyporales; Fomitopsidaceae. Gene Ontology annotation, biological process: endoplasmic reticulum to Golgi vesicle-mediated transport; retrograde vesicle-mediated transport, Golgi to endoplasmic reticulum. The record is from RefSeq and is a predicted model, not a curated record.